UUUACUCGUUUGUAAUUUAAAGAAUAAUAACGUGAAUGAACUCUGGAGGAACAGUUAAUAUUGGACCUCCUUGCAGCUCCUUUGGAAGUCCUGGGACUACGACCGGAUGUGUGAACAGCGACGUGACCCUCCCUCGGCUUUCUGGGACUUGUAGUUCGCUGUGGGCGUGGCGACACGCUAGUCGUAAUCUGGGAUUCUGCGCUACCAGGUAUUAGAUUCAUGUGGGAAGUGAGCGGCGUCUGGCUGCUGGCGCCUCUCCCGAGGCGUGUAGGACGGGGGAGAUGUGGGAGUUCCAGAGAGAGGCUCCGGGCUGGAGACCCGAAAGCCUGUCUGGGCGGCCAUGGCAAGGCGAGCCACACCGGGGAAGUUCGUCCCAGGCCGCACCAGUGCCCCGGAGCCGCGACCGCCCUGCGUCUCAAUGGGCCCUCCUCUAGCCUGAGCUCCGGCCUUGCCCCGACUGCAGGCUUCUCGGCGCCAGUGACUGGCCUUUUAUCAAGGUUUUGGGUGGACGUUGACGACUGAGAGGGGCCCUUGUGAUGGGCCGAGGUUUCUGUCCUCAUAGCACGGUCCUCGCUAAAAUGUUGCAUCGGAGCUCCUGUACCCCGAAAACCAAUCAGGUCGAGGAACGCGUCGCUGACAUCCAAAAAAUCCACCCCUGAAGGCGAUACAUCCAAUUAGCUACCACUGCUCAACUUGAAUAUUUUAGAGCUGCUAGGGGCGGCAGGAUGUACCCUGGUGGGAAGGGGGUGUGGCCUGUUUGAGCCUGAGCCCUGUAGAGAGAGGUGAGCGAGGUGCCACGUAGGGAGGCAGGAAAGGCACCCCAGGAGAGGAGAGGGCUACACAGAGUAGCAGGAACGGAGGGACUUUUCCUUGCAGUCUUGCAGGACUGGCUAGUCCUGCAAGGUGGACUUGAUUUUGAUGGCUUUUUCUCUUUUGCUAGCUCUUUCUGGACGUCUGUCCUGAGAAGAGGGAAUGACCAAGUUCCAGGAACCGGUAACAUUUGAGGACUUCUCUGUGGACUUCACUGGAGGGGAGUGGAGUCACCUAGCUGUUACUCAGCUACUGAGGCAACUGCACGGAGCUGGGAUGCUGGAGAGCUACUGCCAAUUGGUCUCAGUGGGAGACUUGAAUGAAAAUUCUGUGAAGACUCUUCAAGAGAAAGGGUUUAGGGAUCUACUACAUAAAGAGCUUUCCUGCUGGUUGAUUUGAAGAGAUGACCAGUACAAUAACUGGAGAGUCAAGAAGUGUACAGAAAUCUUAAACUAGAUAUUUUGGGGAUAAGCAUCUUCUCACAGUUCCUGAAAUACAAGCAGUGUUUUGACCCUUCAAAGUGAUGAUUUCAAAAACAUGGAAAGUGAAGAAUAUUUGUCUUUGAAAGUUCCAAGCCAAAUGGCCACACAGGACUCCUCAGUGACAUUUUAUAAGAAUGAGCCCCAAGAUUCUCAGAAGAGCAAACGUCUGUUUGUAAAUAGAGAAAGCACUAAGAGAAAAGUGUUAGGAGGAAAAAGCCUUCCUCCCAUAGACCAUUGUUCAGAGACCCUUCAUGUUAAACUUGUGUCUGAUGUAAUAGAACUGGCCUCGCCAUUGUUCAGUGGGGAAGUAAUUUGCCAGAAUAACCUAUUGAAAGAAUCCUUGGAUCCUUUAGAUGGCAACUGUGAUAACAUUUGUGGUUGGGAAUCCCAAGUCGUCAGUGAUCAGAGAGCUCAUGCAGAGGAGCAUCCCUGUAACCAUUAUGACUCUGGCAAAACACCUAAAAUCAGCACAGAGAGUCCUCCAUGUAAGAAUAUCCACAUUGCAGAGAAACAAUACCAAUGCAGUUGGUAUGGUAAGGACUACAGUGAGAGCUCAGAACCACUACUUCAUCAGAGAAACCACACAGAAGAAAAGCCCUACAAAUGUGAACAGUGUGGGAAGAGCUUUGCAAGGAGCUCAAGUCUCCUCAUCCAUCAAGCAAUCCACACUGAUGAGAAGCCUUAUAAGUGUGACAAGUGUGAGAAGGGCUUCACAAGGAGUUCAAGUCUGCUCAUCCAUCACGCAAUCCAUACAGGCGAGAAACCUUAUAAAUGUGACAAGUGUGGGAAGGGCUUUAGUCAGGGCUCCAAACUGCAUAUCCACCAGCGAGUACACACGGGUGAGAAGCCCUAUGAGUGCGGGGAGUGUGGAAUGAGCUUCAGUCAGCGCUCUAACCUGUAUAUCCAUCAGCGAGUCCACACAGGAGAAAGGCCGUACAAAUGUGGAGAGUGUGGGAAGGGUUUCAGUCAAAGUUCGAACCUUCACAUUCAUCAUUGCAUACACACUGGGGAGAAGCCUUACCAGUGCUAUGAGUGUGGGAAGGGUUUCAGUCAGAGCUCAGAUCUCCGCAUCCAUCUCAGAGUCCACACUGGGGAGAAGCCAUAUCACUGUGGCAAGUGUGGGAAGGGAUUCUAGCCAGAGUUCCAACUCCUCAUCCCACCAAAGAGUACAUACCGGAGGAAAAGCCCUAUGAGUGCAGCAAGUGUGUGGGAAGGGCUUCAGCCAGAGCUCCCAACCUCCACAUUCACCAGCGGGUUCACAGGAAAGAUCCCUGUUUAAAGAGCUCUUUAAUUACAUAGUCACAUUCUAAGACUUAAGUAUUUUUAACAUCACUCUUCCCUAUAUAUUCUAUGAAGGAGAGAGACAAUAAGUUAUUAAGAUAUGUUAUUAAGAUAUGUUCCCUCACUGAAAAGGAAUCAUUCACUUAAAGUAUAUAAGUCCCAAGAACUUUUGUUAUGCUGUACAAUGAACUGCUUUUUCUAGUUCCUUAGACAGGUAGAGUGAAACAUCUGUACUUUACAGUUCAACUGGUGUUAUUGGAACUAUUAUUCCCUACCCAGCAUUUGCAAAGCAAGAACUUUACAUUUUAUCUAAGCAUAACAUGUUUUCCUUUGUUCACAAUCUCUGAGAAAAUGGAACACUGAUUUCUUUUCAAAAUA
Messenger RNA from Phyllostomus discolor (pale spear-nosed bat), 2951 nucleotides. It is a transcript of the gene ZNF239, whose product is annotated as zinc finger protein 239. Bases 1348 to 2427 code for a protein of 359 amino acids. NCBI's taxonomy places the organism in Eukaryota, Metazoa, Chordata, Mammalia, Chiroptera, Phyllostomidae. The record is from RefSeq and is a predicted model, not a curated record. Gene Ontology annotation, molecular function: DNA-binding transcription factor activity, RNA polymerase II-specific; RNA polymerase II cis-regulatory region sequence-specific DNA binding. Gene Ontology annotation, biological process: regulation of transcription by RNA polymerase II. The transcript has 3 exons.